Vicia villosa (hairy vetch) is the source of this 789-nucleotide messenger RNA. RefSeq lists its product as uncharacterized. The transcript has 2 exons. The record is from RefSeq and is a predicted model, not a curated record. Lineage: Eukaryota; Viridiplantae; Streptophyta; Magnoliopsida; Fabales; Fabaceae. Bases 1 to 789 code for a protein of 262 amino acids.
AUGGAUCAUAUGGAGGAUUGGUGGUUAAUGGUCGUUUAUGCUAGCCCUAAUGAUAAUUGUAAGAAGUUGCUUUGGGAGGAGUUGAAGACUUUAUCAAGGAACUUAAUUGGUGGUUGGAUGGUUGCUGGUGAUUUUAACGAUAUUGAUGCGGUUCAAGAUAAGAAAGGUGGUUUGCCCGCUUCUAUACUCAGAUGUCAAAAGUGGAAAUUUGAAUCAUUUGAUCAAGUUAUUAGAAAGAAGAAGAGUUUGAUGAGACGUCUAGAAGGUGUGCAAGUUAAGCUUCAGUGUAAGGAUAAUUAUGGUGGCAUGAGGAAACUUGAGAAACAGCUGCAGAAGGAAUUAAGCGAUAUUUUGAGUAAAGAAGAAAUGAUGUGGUUUCAGCAUUCUCGAACAAUGUGGUUAGCCAACGUUGAUCGUAACACUAAAUAUUAUCAUAUGAAAACCUUAAAUAGUAGAAGAAGGAAUAAAAUUGUGACACCUAAAAAACAAUUUUCAUGUCCUCAUAGUUGGUGUAGCUGGAGUCAAACACCUAUCACAUUCCCUAAGCUCACUGAUGAGAACUUGCAAUCUCUAAAGGAAGACAUUAGCGUAAUGGAAGUUAAACAAGCUCUUUUCUCCAUGAAGCCAUGGAAAGCUCCUGGUCCUGAUGGCUUUCCUCCGGGGUUUUAUCAAAAGUCCUGGAAAACUUUAGGCUCAUAUUUGAUUCGUUUUGUUCGAGAAGUUUGGAAGAAUCCUAGUAUGAUGUUGGAGUUUAAUAAAACGGAUAUUUGUCUUAUUCCUAAAGUUUAG